Messenger RNA from Culicoides brevitarsis, 1426 nucleotides. Its product is annotated as angio-associated migratory cell protein. The transcript is spliced from 2 exons. Lineage: Eukaryota; Metazoa; Arthropoda; Insecta; Diptera; Ceratopogonidae. Gene Ontology annotation, molecular function: protein binding. The coding region runs from base 96 to 1325 and encodes 409 amino acids. The record is from RefSeq and is a predicted model, not a curated record.
UAAAAAAGUCAAUAAAACACAUCGUGUUUUGCAUUUUUCUUCAUUUUCCAUUAAAAUCCAUCAAAUUUUCAAGAUUCCAAGGUAACAGAGCGAAAAUGCGUGACGAUACGCCGCCACACGAGCCCCAUACGGAUGAUUUAUUGGAUCACGAUGAGAUGAUUUACAUCGGAGACUUGACUGACGAGGUAAUUGACGACUUGGGCGAAGCUCUUGGCGACGACGAAUCCGAUGAAGGCGAAGAUAUGCUUCCCACGCUCGACGAAGUACCUGAAGACGAAAAUGCCGUACCCGAACGCGAUGAUUCCGUACUGACAUUCAAAAAGCACGAAGCUCCGAUCUUUUGCGCUGCCAUUCAUCCCACGGAAAAUCUCGCAGUGACAGGAAGCGAAGACGACAAAGCGUACAUUUGGAAUACGGAAACGGGCGAAGUGGUUUUUGCUGUUACGGAUCAUCAUGACUCUGUGAUUUCGGCGGAAUUUAGUCACGACGGGGUUUUUGUAGCGACUGCUGAUAUCGCGGGCGAGAUUCAAGUGUUCAAGACGACAAAAGAAUACAAGAAAGUUUGGUCUUUCUCGAUGGGCGACAUGUGUUGGAUGAAAUGGCACACCGCAGGACAUGUUUUACUUGCUGGCUCAGAUUCGGGAGAGAUUUAUGUUUGGCGAAUUCCAUCGGGGGAUUGUAAAGUUCUUCAAGGAAAUGGCGAAAAAUGCGAAACUGCCAGUUUAUCAGCUGAUGGAAAGAAACUCGCCGCUGGAUAUGGCGAUGGAAUGUUCAAAUUGUGGGAUUUAAAGUCUUGCACGACUCUCAUUGAAAUGCCGCCGAACGAGAAUCUCGGGCAUACACGAACUAUAACGUCAGUUUCGUGCGACAAAAACAACCAAAUGGUUCUGACAGGCAGCGAAGAUGGCAAAGCGACGUUAAUUGGUCCAAAUGGGCCCGUGGGUUCGUUAAAUCCGCAUGCGGGAGCAAUUGAGACAGUUUUGCUCGAUUGCCCCGAUUUGGAUUCGAAAAUCGCUGUGACAGGAACCUUGGAUGGCAAAGUGACAAUUUGGGAUGCAAGUCGUCAAAUUGCACGAACAGAAUGUGAAGACCCCAAUCCCGUUGGUAUAACUCGCAUGGUUUGGGCGAAAGAUUUUGCGAUACUUGCAGGUACUUUAAAUGGCGCCAUCAAAGUUUGGGAUGCCCGAACAGGACAAUUGCGGUUUUCUUUGCUCGGACAUACCGAUAACAUCAACGACGUGUGCUACGAUCGCAACAAAAACAUCGUUUUGACGGCAUCUGAAGACAGCACGGCGAAAAUUUUCCAUUAUAAUUUGCCCAUUUAGCAUACGGCGAAACGCGUGUAUGAAAUUUGCAUCAAAAACCGCCGGAAUGUACAUAAAAUUUACCUGUGAAACAAUAAAAAUUAGCCAAAUACACCGACGAA